CGUUGAUGGUUCUACUCGUACGUCUUAGAGGGUGUAAUACAUGCUUCGAGGGAGGACAAUGGAGGCAAUUGGCGAAUUGAGUUGACGAAUUGGUCGAGAAUGAAUGAAGCAGCUGAUGGCGGCUCUUUUGCCUGAUGGCUGUAAUUACAGGUCGAUGGAUGGAGCUCGUAUAAUAAAACUGACCUCCAUGCUGCUAUUAGCACCAGCUUUAAUUUUUCUGGGACAAGGUUCAGCUUCUUUCUCGACGUCACUCAAUCGCUGGAAGCUCGCCGGAGCCGCUGUUUAUCCGGCGCAGCUACGGGCAACACUUUCUGCGACCAGCUGCUGCUUCCCUAGAACUUGAUACUAUUAUAUUAUAUACACCAUCAGCACCAAAAUAUUCUCGAUAUUCUUUCGCGUCUCUUGUUGCAAUUCAGUGGCAUCGCUUCUUCUUUGAUUUUUUUCUGUAUCAAA
Molecule: messenger RNA, 453 nt
Organism: Trichoderma harzianum CBS 226.95
Lineage: Eukaryota; Fungi; Ascomycota; Sordariomycetes; Hypocreales; Hypocreaceae
Exons: 1
Coding region: 104-343 (79 amino acids)
Source: RefSeq, a predicted model, not a curated record